This is a messenger RNA of Lagopus muta (rock ptarmigan), 2370 nucleotides long. RefSeq names its product macoilin 1 (gene MACO1). Bases 126 to 2114 code for a protein of 662 amino acids. NCBI's taxonomy places the organism in Eukaryota, Metazoa, Chordata, Aves, Galliformes, Phasianidae. Gene Ontology annotation, biological process: neuronal signal transduction. Gene Ontology annotation, cellular component: rough endoplasmic reticulum membrane. The transcript is spliced from 11 exons. The record is from RefSeq and is a predicted model, not a curated record.
AAAAAAAAGACAGAAAAAAAAAAAAACAAAAAGAAAAACGACGGCAGCCGCGCAGCGCGAGGAACCCGAGGGCCGCAUGGUGCUGCCGUGAGCGGGGCGGCGCGGGGCCGGGAGGCGGCGGGAGGAUGAAGCGGCGGAGCGCGGACUGCAGCAAGCUGCGGCGGCCGCUCAAGCGGAACCGCAUCGCCGAGGGCAUCUACGGCAGUACUUUCCUGUACCUGAAGUUCCUGGUGGUGUGGGCACUGGUACUGCUAGCAGACUUUGUCCUGGAGUUCAGGUUUGAGUAUCUGUGGCCCUUCUGGCUCUUCAUCAGGAGCGUUUACGAUUCCUUCAGAUACCAGGGCUUGGCUUUUUCAGUAUUUUUUGUGUGCGUAGCAUUCACAUCAAAUAUAAUAUGUCUGCUCUUCAUACCAAUACAAUGGCUGUUCUUUGCUGCCAGCACGUACGUGUGGGUACAGUAUGUCUGGCACACAGAGAGGGGUGUGUGUCUACCAACAGUAUCACUGUGGAUACUUUUUGUUUAUAUCGAAGCAGCAAUUAGAUUUAAAGAUUUAAAGAACUUCCACGUGGACCUUUGUCGUCCCUUCGCAGCACACUGCAUUGGUUACCCUGUCGUCAGUUUGGGCUUUGGCUUUAAAAGCUACGUCAGCUACAAAAUGCGUUUAAGAAAACAAAAAGAGGUGCAGAAGGAGAACGAGUUCUACAUGCAGCUCCUGCAGCAAGCGCUGCCCCCGGAGCAGCAGAUGCUGCAGCGGCAGGAGAGGGAGGCAGAGGAAGCCAAAGGAUUAUCUGAGAUGGAUUCCUCGAUACUUUUGCAGCACAAUGGAGGCAUUCCAGCCAAUAAAAAAUUAUCUGCAACGUUGCCAGAGCUAGAAUAUAGAGAAAAAGGGAAAGAAAAGGACAAGGAUGCUAAGAAACACAAUCUCGGAAUAAAUAACAACAUUUUGCAACCCGUAGACUCUAAAAUACAAGAAAUUGAAUAUAUGGAAAACCAUAUCAAUAGUAAAAGAUUGAACAACGAUCUCGUGGGAAGUACAGAAAACCUCUUAAAGGAGGACUCAUGCACUGCCUCAUCCAAAAAUUACAAGAACGUCAGUGGGGUUGUGAACUCCUCCCCACGCAGCCACAGUGCGACCAACGGGAGCAUCCCCUCAGCAGCCACGAAGAACGAGAAGAAGCAGAAGUGUCCGAGCAAGAGCCCCAGUGCACAUAAGGACUUAAUGGAGAAUUGUAUUCCCAAUAACCAGCUCAGCAAACCAGAUGCGUUGGUGAGGUUGGAACAAGACAUUAAAAAGUUAAAGGCUGACCUGCAAGCAAGCAGGCAGAUCGAGCAGGAGCUGCGUAGCCAGAUCAGUUCUUUGACCAACACAGAACGGGGAAUUCGGUCUGAGAUCGGGCAGCUCCGGCAGGAAAACGAGCUGCUCCAGAACAAAUUGCACAAUGCUGUACAAAUGAAACAGAAAGACAAGCAAAUGAUCAGCCAGCUGGAGAAGAAACUAAAGGCAGAGCAAGAGGCAAGAGCCUUUGUAGAAAAACAAUUAAUGGAAGAAAAGAAGAGAAAGAAGUUGGAAGAAGCGACUGCUGCACGUGCUGUUGCAUUUGCUGCUGCUACAAGAGGAGAAUGUACCGAAACUUUACGGAAUCGCAUCCGAGAGCUGGAGACAGAGUGCAAGAAGCUGAGCAUUGACAUCAAGCUGAAAGAAGAUCAGAUACGAGAACUAGAAAUGAAAGUUCAGGAACUGAGGAAGUACAAGGAAAACGAGAAGGAUACGGAGGUGUUGAUGUCAGCACUUUCAGCCAUGCAGGAUAAAACGCAGCACUUAGAGAACAGCCUGAGCGCAGAGACGCGGAUCAAGCUGGAUCUUUUCUCGGCGUUAGGAGACGCGAAACGGCAGCUUGAGAUCGCCCAAGGGCAAAUCAUUCAGAAAGAUCAGGAAAUCAAGGAGCUCAAACAGAAGAUUGCCGAAGUGAUGGCAGUAAUGCCCAGCAUCACCUACACCGCAGCCACCAGCACGCUCAGCCCCGUUUCCCCACAUUACUCUUCCAAAUUUGUGGAGACCAGCCCUUCUGGACUCGAUCCCAAUGCCUCUGUUUAUCAGCCCAUGAAGAAAUGAAUGCCAACUCUGGUUUUGCCCGGCGACGUCGCCGUGCUGAAGGCUUCACACAGGAGUGUCUCUUGCAGUCCAAGAUGAAAUUGUAUCGUGUGAGACUGUUAUUUGUUGUCAUUAAAACAGGAGAAAAAACAAACAAAAACCCAUCUGAUCGACUAGAACUGCCCAUCAGUUUUUCUUGUAAAUUUUUAGAAACCUCACAGAACUUUGCAAUUUAUUUUCCUUGGCCAAUGCAUUAAAAACGAUUCUUGGUUUUCAA